AUGUUUGUGUACAAGCCCCAGGUCGUUGGCGCCAAACUACAGGAUGAUGACGUCAUCCACAGGGGACCGGCGGCAGGGCGGCGGUGCGCCGGUCACCGCGCGGCCGGAUCCCGCCUCGGCCGGGCCCUGGCCGGCCUUCACUCUCGUUGCGCCUCGGGGCUUCGACUGGCAGCACCCGGACUCGCGGGCCCAAUAGACUCCUUGGCCCGUGUUUCAAGACGGGGCAGUAAGGCUUGCGACAAUCGCCUGCGGACCCAGGGCGCCUCGGGGCGGCCGACACCAACCUGGCCGGGGACCGCCGCCGCCACCGGGGACGGUUGCGACCGGCAGGGCGCUCCGGCGGGCCGGGCGCUGCCGCUGCGGGAGGCCGCGGGGCGCUGGCGGGCGCAGCCCGUCGCCCCUUCCUCGGCUGGGCGGCCAGCGCGACCAUUGCCGGUUUCUAGGCUCUCCGACCAGCCCCCCCCCCCUGUCGCAGGACCAGGGUGGCCGGAGGAACCCCAACCGCCCGGAUGCCCAGCCGGUCGCAGGCGCCGCGCCCGGGAGAAGUGCACGCGGCCGGACGGGGAGGCGCCCACGGGCCCGCCCCCCGGCGAGGGGGAGCAGGGCCGCGGCGGGCACUGCGCUAGCUGGCUGCGCUGA
Messenger RNA from Acanthaster planci (crown-of-thorns starfish), 639 nucleotides. RefSeq names its product translation initiation factor IF-2-like. Lineage: Eukaryota; Metazoa; Echinodermata; Asteroidea; Valvatida; Acanthasteridae. The record is from RefSeq and is a predicted model, not a curated record.